UAGACGCCAUACCCUAGUACAAGACAAAUUGCAGUUGUGUAUUCCGCUUAUAACUCUAAGUGCAAUAUCACAACCAUUGUUUGCAACUUCACACCGGCAAAAACAGCAGAAACCGGUCGGUUGUAUAGCUUUUGAUUGUUGAGGAUGGGUGUUGUUUGUGUUUAUGCAUACAACAUACCCGAGGGUAAAAGUGGGCAGCAGGUGGUGGAUGGUCUACAAAAACAGAUGGAGGUCAUUGGUGCAACCAAGACAGGCAAUUUCUGUGUGGAUUGUGAAACGUACCAGUCGCAUGCUCAGAAUGCUCAACAAAGGUCUAUACAUAUUUUGCAUAACAGUGAACAACCAGCGUCUUGCUUUUCUGUUUUGGAUUCUGGGACCGUCUUAGUGUCGGACAUGUUAUUUGACUUAAUUAUGAAUACAAUGACUCAGGCCAAAUCUGGACGUGAAGGAUUCUUCCAGCAGAGAAAAGGUUUCAAAAUAGAGUCACGUGGCCAGAGAUAUGAGCUGGCAGACUUCGUCAUAAAGAUUGGCUCUGUGUCCCUUGUGGCAAACUUCAAAGGUGUUCUCAUAGAGGUUGAAUAUUGUCCUUGUCAAGUUCCAAGUGAUUGUUGGAAUCUAAUGAAAGAACUUUUACAAAGUAUUGUUGGUAAUACAGCAGAUACUCCACCACCAUAUAUAAAGAAUAAAAUGGACACUUUAUACACUCCGGCAGAUACCAUCAACCAGUACCUGGAGCACUUCAAUGCCUUCAGGAAAACUGCCACCCCUGGACAGCAGAACAGAUGAUACCAUCUCCGGUUUGAAAACAAACUAAAUGCACAGAAUCUGAAAGAACAUAUUUUAAAUGGAAUUGACCAUCUAUUGUUUUAAAAAUUAAGUGAAAGCUGCAUCAGAUAUGGAAAAAUAAGUGAAAAAAAGAAAACUGAAAUAAUGUUUUGAGGGAAGUUAAUCUUUGUUCAUUGUGAUAGUAUAAUCACAUCUUAGAUGUAAAAGGACAAGCUACAAUUUGCUUGUGUUAUAUACAUUUACAUAACAUGAUCAAUUUUCAAUGAUCCUAUCAUAAGUCACUCACUGAUCAUGUCCAUAUGAUUUGACAAAUAAUGUAGCAAUGAAGUUAAAGCUGUUUUUGUCAGCAAUGUCACUGGUGCAAUUCAAAUACAUUCAAAUUAGUAUGUAUACAAUAUAUGUUGGGUAAUUCUGUUAUAGACAAUGGUAGAUGCAAGUUUGAUUGUUGAGAACACUUGAUUUUCAUGUGCUGCAUGAGUGUACAUGUCAAAUGUCACAAUUGUUAUCUGUCAUGCUGAUAGUUACAUGUGUGUACUCCAUAGUUUUUGUACACUGAAAUAACAUUGAUGUGUAAAUAAAAAAAAACAUUCUUUAAAUCAUGCUUGAAUAUGAUUCUGCAGGGAAAUUUUCUGUUUACAGAGUAAAUGAUGUAUUAGCACAUAGAUUUAGUAUGGCUGAAAUUAAAUUACCAGGGUACA
This is a messenger RNA of Pecten maximus, 1484 nucleotides long. RefSeq names its product mediator of RNA polymerase II transcription subunit 20-like. Lineage: Eukaryota; Metazoa; Mollusca; Bivalvia; Pectinida; Pectinidae. The record is from RefSeq and is a predicted model, not a curated record. The transcript is spliced from 4 exons. Gene Ontology annotation, cellular component: mediator complex. The coding region runs from base 145 to 786 and encodes 213 amino acids. Gene Ontology annotation, molecular function: transcription coactivator activity. Gene Ontology annotation, biological process: regulation of transcription by RNA polymerase II.